Molecule: messenger RNA, 1879 nt
Organism: Gallus gallus (chicken)
Lineage: Eukaryota; Metazoa; Chordata; Aves; Galliformes; Phasianidae
Gene: TNFRSF6B
Product: TNF receptor superfamily member 6b
Exons: 5
Coding region: 278-1306 (342 amino acids)
Molecular function (GO): protein binding
Source: RefSeq, a predicted model, not a curated record
CGGCGUCACGGCUGGAGCGGGGCCGGAGCUGCAGUGCUCGGAAAGGAGGAGGCUGAAGCUGGGAGCCUCUGCGGGGAUGCCCUGCCCGACCACGGUGAGUCCGGCUCCGCGUCCAACUAAGAGCACGGUUAUGAGCCGAGCGCGGCACCGAAUCCCCCUCGGGGCUGCGGGACGGGGAGCGUUGGGGGCUGUUCUCGGGAAGCUGUGAGCACUUACAGCGAGGCCGUCCCCGGGGGAAUUCCCUGCCGUUCCCCCGCAAGCCCGGACUCAGCGCCGCAUGUUCUUAUAUAACGCGCAGCCUCCACCUGCCGCUGUGCUGAGGACAGCCGAGCGGGCGCUGCCGCCGCUGCGAGGAUCCGUCGCCCCCCCCGGAGUCCCCACCGACACCGCCGCGCUUCGCAGUCCCGCGGCGAUGCUGUUCUGUCCCGACCCGACCGUGCGGCGGCCGCCCAAGCGGGCGUUCGCUCCUCUCCUCCUGCUGCUGGCAGAGCUGGGCUGCAGCUCCCCACCCACGUACCAGUGGAGAGACGCUGGGACCAAGGAGAGGGUCACCUGCCAGCAGUGCCCGCCGGGGACGUUCGUGGCACAGCACUGCACCAAGGAAAGGCCGACGGUGUGCGCGCCCUGCCCCGACCUGCACUACACGCACUACUGGAACUACCUGGAGAAGUGCCUCUACUGCAACGUCAUCUGCGGGGAGCGGCAGGUGGAGGUGCAGCAGUGCAACGCCACCCACAACAGAGCGUGUCAGUGCCAGGAGGGCUUCCAUGCAGAGAUGGAGUUCUGUGUGCAGCACUCCGAGUGCCCGCCGGGCUCCGGCGUCGUGAAGUUGGGUUCCCCCUCUGAGAACACGCAGUGCCGUGCCUGCCCGCGGGGCUCCUUCUCCUCCUCCAGCUCCAGCACUGAGCCGUGCCGGGCGCACCAGAACUGCACACAGCUGGGGAAGGAGACCAACGUGCCAGGAAACCAAUACCACGACACCCUGUGCACCUCCUGCAGGAUGAGUGGGAGCAACAGCACGCGGGAACCAGCUCCACAGGACGAGGACUGUGAGCAAGCCCUGAUCGACUUCGUGGCGUACCAGAACAUCCCCCUGCGGAAGCUGAAGCGCCUGCAGCAGAUCCUGGAGCGCACGCCCAGGAAGCAGGACCCGGAGACCAAGGCCGUGGUGCAGGAGAAGCUGCGGACUGUGCUCACACACCGCAAGCAGGAGAACUCAGCCGUCAUCACAGAGCUGCUGGCUGCGCUCCGGGCCACCAAGCUGACCUCCAUAGAGAAGAAGGCACGGGAGCGCUUCCUCUUGUAGUGAGAACACAGAAUGGACUCUUAGGGUUGUUGGGUUGUUUGUUUGUUUGUUUUUUUACCAUGGUUCCAUUAAUUUAUUAAUGUUUCAUGAAUGAACUGGAAAGGCAGUGUGGUUGAGUGCUGCGUUGUGCCGCGUGUUGGGUGCUCCUCCAGUGUGCCAGGAGCAUCUGCAAUCCGUCAGCAAAGAAACGCCCCCAGCAGCCCCCUCCUCCAUGCAGGCCUGAGCCUGGCUUAGUGCUGUGCUGUGUGAGUUUGGGUUUGGGCUGUCACCGUGUAGUUGGAUUGAUGGCCCUUGGGGCCGUGGUUUGGCGGGCAUGGGUGGUGAUGGGUCAACAGUUGGACUGGAUGGUCUUGGAGGUCUCUUCCAACCUCAGUGGUGAUGGGGUGUUGGGGUUCAUUUGCUCUUGGCACACUGAUGAGAAAGGAGUGGGCUGCCUGAGGCAGGCUGGGGGGAACAUGUCCUUAAAGUCUGAGGUCCUGCUGGCUUUCAAUUCAUUUUUGAGCUACCUGAUUUUAUACCAUGUGAGAUACGUUUUCUAAAGAAAGAAACCCAAGAGGUUAUUUUGUUACAUGA